AUGAUGAACGAGCUUUUUUUGGGCAAUGAGUCGAACGAUAUGAAGAUACAAAAACUAAAGAAGUAUGUCGAAAGUGAGGCAUUCCUUGAUGCGUGUUUCUUUCCACACAACUUUCUUGAGGGGUUGGCAGUGUUUGCGAUUGGGGUGCUUAGAAACACAGAACCUGAAAAGAAAGCGCCGUUUACAUCAGGUGGAAAUGAGGCACGAUACACAGUGCUCCGGAUAUUGAGUAAGUUUGUGCUUGGAAAGACGCAUGGAGCAGAGCUGGUGCAACUACUUCACGUGACAUUAAAGAGUGACAAUUUGCCAAAUAUGAUUCUUGCAAUGAAGCUUCUGAGUUCACUCAGCAGGUCGGGAGUGAUAUCUGGAGAGCUAGGAGAUAUACAUGCCGGAGUUGUAUUUGGAGUGAUGCACGAUUUGUUUGGCAACAUUGAUACGGGAGACGAGGGGUUGAUUGAGAUGUCUCUUUUUGCAAUUGGCGAGAUGUUUGAUCAUUCAUAUGUGUUUUUUAUGGGGGUGGGACGUUGUGAAGUUAAGCUUGAACAGUUUCUUGCCAGGGCGUAUCGACAUGUAAGGAUUGCGAUUGACAACCGGCAAUUCAUGGACCUUGCGGCACACAGAAGGGUUUUCUGUGUUGAGAUGUGUUCUAUGAUAUGUGGAUUACUGAAGCUUACGUGUGAGAAUGCCUCGGUGCUGAUGAGAAUGGGAACGUAUCAGAUGCUUGUGAUGGAUAUUGCACUGGUAGGAAUGGCGUAUUGCCCACCUGAGUGUUUGGAGAUGCGAAGGGAAAUAUGUUACUGCUUUGGAAAGGUAUGUGCAGGGAGUAAAGAUGCAUUUUUGUUUGCAAUAGAGAAGGUCGAUAUGUUCUCUUUUCUGUUUUCUCCGGACAUGCUUGGUUCUGGGAUGAGCGGACUCAGGGUAUUUUUUGAGUUAUUUGGGUUGUUUCGGGACGUACUUAGUAAGUCUAUGAGCCUAGAUUUUGUAGUGCACAUAUCUGAGGUUGUAGUAACUGUUUGCUGCUCGGUUGAGAAGAUAUGUAAUGAGAUUGAGGAUGGGCAAUUGAGCGAGGGCAUUGAAGGCAAUGAAUGGAAGCUCCGAGUGCACAUUGAGCUUAUGAAGAUGUGCUUGAGAGAGAUGGACACAGCACUGAAGCACUUUGUAGCAAGGUCUGUGGAUGCUGAGGAUAUGAGUCCGAUUUAUGCCAGGAGUUUUUAUGAUUUAGACACGAUAUUUACAAGUGUUUGCAGAAUUGUAGGAGUGAUAAGCAAGGAAUGUAAAGAAGCGAAUGAGAAUAAAGAAAAUGAAAUAAAACAAGGAAAUACAGAUGGGGCAGAUCGUUCGUGUGCAAGAAUACAUAGCCAAGGUGUGUACAAAGAGAACAAAGAGUCAUUGAAGGAGAUGAUGUUUUUGUUUGUGUGCUGUUUUAAGGAGGUGAUGGGGAGGAUCAGAAUGGCUGAUAAGAUCGGAAGUAUUGAUAGGUUUUCGACCACUGAGAUUCAUGUACUGCGCAAGAUGUUUGAAAGGUCGUUUGAUGUGUUUUUGUGUGAGGUUGGUUGGAGUGAGUAUGUUGUAGGGGAGUUUUACUCAGUGUUGAGCAUGUUGUGGGAGAAUGUAGCAAUGGAUAUUUCCGAAUGUUUUUGCGAGAGAAGCUUUGAACUGUGGAUCAGAAGUGAGAGGUUUAUUGGAGUUUGGAAGGCAGUGUGUAAGAAUGCAGUUUUGGGCAAUCCUGUUGUGUCUUAUGGGCUGCGAUGGAUUCUUACCGAGAUUGGGAAAGGAAGGGUUGAAGAAGUCAAGUGGACAGUAAGGCACUUGGUGCUAUUUUUUAGCAACAAUUCAAAGAAGAUAAAACGUACGAAUGUGUUUCUAAUGCACAGGACUAUAUCUGUUCUUAUGACGAAGGAUGUGAGGAACAUAAAGUGCUUUGAGGUUCUGUUUGAGAUUUUUGAGGCAUUCCGAGGGAUGCCUGAGAGCAGUGCGUUUUUCCAGAAGUACAUCUUUGACAAUUUUCUUCGAAUUGUUGAGCACCUGAUGCGACUUUAUGACAGCCAAAAGAAGGAGAUUUUUGUAAGGUUGAUAUUUGCACUACCUGUAAGUGUGAACCUUGUAGAAGCGGAUAUUCAUGUUCUUGUGAGGCCGAUCGAGAAAGGCAUGUGCCUUGAUAUGGGCACAAGGAUAAGAGCGUUAUCUAUUCUUAUGUAUGUGCUUGACUUUUCAAAACAUGAUAAGAUUGCAGGACUUGAAGAUGUAUGGAAGAAAAUCAUUAAGGGUGUUUAUGAGGGCCUGAGAGAUUCAAGAACAUCGCUGUUAUGUUCGAAGAUUUUGGGUAAACUGAAAAGCUAUCAUAAGAUGCUUGUAGAUCAUGGGGAAUGGAAUGUAAAGAACAUGAACUCUAAAGUGAUGCAAAUGAUGGUUGGUGGAGAUAUAUCAGUGUGCAGUGUUUUUUUUGAAGCUGUUGAGAAGCUCAGGGGAGGAUAUGAGUGCAGAGAGAUGGAAUUUAGAUCUGAGGGAACGAUCGUAAGAUUCAGAAAGGUGUGUGGAAAGGAUAUUGGAGACGAGGAGAGAAGGAUUGCAUUUAAAUUUGUUACAAAAAUGUUAUGUGGAAUGAUUGGAAUAGAAACAGUGAAAAGGAAGAAAGUGGCAUGCGACUUGAGAGAGAUUGUUAACGAGAUAAAUAAUUCUGAGGUUGUAGUGCUUGAUGUAUUAGAAUAUGUAUAUAUGGGGAAAGUGGAGAAGGAUGUGAGAUUGGCAGACAUAUGGAUUGAUAUGCAGUGCAUAUAUGAUGGAAUUCUUGGACUGUUUAGUUGUUAUGAGACAUGCUAUGAGGAGGAUGCACAGGAGCUCUUGCACAGUAUUUAUGGGUUAGGUUUUAUUAAUAAGAUGAUAGUAUUUUAUAAAGGCAGAGAUGAGAGGAUGGAUAUGUUACCUGAAUGUGAGGUGCUACUUGAUGCACUUGCUGAGUCUUUUAGGGAUAUUGAUAGUAAGAUGCCAUUCAGAAUGUUUUUGACGAUGAUACAACAAGGAUAUGAAGCAAUAGGAAAGAAGAGUGAAGGAUUUUGGAGUGAAUUUUACGGAAGCAUGUUUUUGAAGUUUGAAGGGUUGUGUAAAUUAUCUGAUGAGAGGAGUAAGGAGGCAGGCAUGAAUGGAAUGUUGUGUUUAGCAGCAGUGAUGCCGCCAAGAGAGAUGGUGAGACUAAGGAUGUGUGUGAAGAUGUUUUCGAAUGUGUAUGGAUACUUUAUACCACCUGUUGGAGAAGACUACGAACUGCCGUUGAAGCUUGUGAUUUUUAUACUGAGAUAUAAGUAUGGAAUGAUGAGACGAUGUGCAAGACUGGAAGGAAUAAGUGAUGAUUUAGAGAGUGAGCUUGGUGUAUUUGUUGAAGGAUUGUAUGAUACUAACAAAAGAGUGGUUGAAUUUUCUAAGCGGGUUCUUUUGGAGGCGAUGAAGAAUGAAGCAUCGGGAAUACUCAGCAGACACAAAGGAAUUAUAUUUAAAUUUCUGAAAAAUGAGUAUGUGAUUUUGAACCGGACGAUGAUGAUAAGGCAUCUCGAGGUAUUUGUGUUUUGUGUGACGAAUGGAGGAGAUAUGUUUGAUGAGUCUGAAAUGAGAUACUUGAUUGGUAAGUUUAUUGAUAAUGCAAUGCAUAAUGAAGAGCUUAAGGAGAUUGAAGGAGCACAUAAUGGAUAUGAGGAUGUUGGAAAAGAGAUGUUUAAAGGAUGUGAGUGUGAGAGGAGUAGAGGAGACGAUGAAGUUGUUGAUAUUGGUGGAAUAUUUAAGAAUUUGAGUGAGUUGAGUGCUAGAGAUUGUAUAGAGAUGUGUAUGGAAGGACUACCUGAAGUGAAGUGUAGCAGAUGUAUGAAAGAGAUAUAUUUAAAUGGAGAAGCACGGCAACAUCAGUUUGCAAACGAAGGCAACGAGCUGAUGUAUUGGAUGAAGGAGUUUUACAUGAUAGUUAUCAAGUAUUCGAAGAAUGUAGAAGAGAUAAGAAAUGGGAUGGAUCAUGUAAUGAGGCAUGCGAGUGAAGAUAUAACAGAUUGCAUAAGAAGGAUGUAUAUACAGAGGCCUAUUGAUGUAAGGAAGAUAUUGUUUGAGCAAGUGGAGAUAAUGAUGAAUGAAAGGCAGGAUUACAAGGCAGUUAUCCUGCUUGCUGGAAUGCACAAUGUUUUUGAGAUGCCUGAAGACUCUAGAGUUACAAUGAUGGUUAUGAAAGCGCUGAAUGAGAUGCGAACAGCAAAGGAGUUUUUGGCGAUGAUGCAUGACGAAAGGAAUUCUAUGUUUUUUAAGGCGCUUGAGCUUGGACUUUUGCUGAAGGGGCAAGAGCAGGUGUAUAGCGAGAUUUUGGAGACAUAUGUGGCUUUGGAUGGAUAUGGGAAGGAUUAUGCAAAGAAAGCUUAUGCAAAGAUUUUGAGCAGCAUAGGAAAGAUUGGGACGCAGUUUAUUGGAUGUAUGAUUCGAAGGAUACAUGAGUCUGCAGUGUAUGAGUUAUGUGUGAAUCUGUGUAAUGAAUCUGAUGAUUUCAGUGGGAUGAUGUCUGAGAUGAAAAAUAUGAUUGCAGAGAGGAUUUCUCAGGCAUAUUUCCGGAUGGAGGGAGUGCGUUUGUUUGAUGGGAAGGUGUUUUUGAAUGCAUACAAGCUGCUUUGCUUGAUAGGGUAUGAGAUGAGGACGAUUGAUGUGCAAGUGAUUCUUGGGAUGUAUUCUGAGAUGAGAAGCCGAGCGAAAGGGGGAUAUGAAAUAAGGAGACUGAUAGGAAGAUGUAUUAGUUUUUUCAGUGUGGAAGAUUUUGAGAUGCUAUUUAAGGAUGAUCCUUGGUUUGUGAUGAUUGAAGGGAUUGAUCCUGAGUGUUUUAGCAGCAAGCUGAGUCUUCAAACGCUUAAGUGUAUGUUGAGAAGUGUUGACAAGAAAGACAAGGAGAAGAUCCAGCGACUUGUUGAAUGCUUUGGAGAUAACAAGCACAUGCUGAUAGAGCUUUUUGUUGGGAUGGGGAUAAAGAGUGAGGAGCUUUUGAGGUAUGCUCGAGAGAAUAUACAGAAUGUGAAUUUAAGAGGGGUGCUUCUGUAUUAUCUUUGUACUUUUGAGACAGGCAGCAUGUAUUUUGAGAUGUCGUUUAAGAUGCCUUAUCAAGACCGAAGAUAUACGAUAUAUUGCUUAGAAAGGCUUGUUGAUACAACGGAUGUGUCAGUAUUUGAAGAGAUAAUGCUAGUUGUGCUGAGGUCUGAGGUACGAUCGAAGACAAGUGGAUGGAUAUUAUUUCCGUUGAUGAUGUCUAGGCCUAAGUUGAUUAGCAAAAGAAUAGGAAUAGAGCUUAUUGGGAUGAUAUGCAAGCUGAUUAAGUCGAAUGUGCGAUCGCAGGUAAGGAUUGGAUUUAGGUUGUUUAGGGUGUUGUAUGAUAGAUACUGUAAGUGGAAUGAAACGAUGGAAGAAGGAUACUGCGAAGAAGGAAUGAUGAAUGUGUAUACUAUGAUGUUUGCAGCAUAUGUGAGUUCUGAGAAGGAGAGUGUUGAUGAAAUGAUUGUAGGAUGUAAACUGAAGCUGAACCUAGAGCUUUUGAACCUGGUACCUGAGAAGGUGAAUACAGAAAGGAUGUUGAAAGCAGUUGAAGAGGAGAUGCAGGGAGAUAAGUGUGAAGAGUAUAAGAUGGAAGUGAUUAAAGCCAUGCUGGAGGUUGUGCCAUUGAGUGUUUGGAUGAUUGGAGAGGUUAUGAUAGGAACUAUGCAACGAAUAGUGAAAGGAAAGAUGAUAGAUUAUAAAGAGAUUUGUGUGCAUAUUGAGAAUGAUGAAAUCAAGUAUACGGGAAUGAGCUUGUAUAACUUGAUGAGUAUCUUGUGUGACAUUAUGGAUGCAGAGAUGAGCGAGGAUGUGGAAGGAGACCUAAUGAGUUGCUUGCUGAUUCUUAAAUUCUUGAUUGCAGAAUAUAACAAAAACAAAAGUGCAAAGUAUUUUGAAUGGAUAGAGAAUGGUAUUGAAAGGAUAACAUAUGAACUUAGUGAAACUGAAGGGAUGGAGAGUGUGAUUUGUGAGAUGUGUUCGAUGUUUAUGGAAGCGCUUAGAAAUGAGAUAUUGGGUGUUGAGAUGGUAAGCAACAAAGUGUGUAUUAUGAUGCCUGAUUUGAGAAUAUCACUUUCAAGGAAGAUGGAGAUACUUGAUCAACUUUCUGCAAAGGGAUGUGAUGAGGAUGUUUUGGGGAUGUUAACGUUGUCUGCUGUGAAUAAGUACAAAUACAGUGGAGUUUGUAUAGGCAAUGAAGCACAUGAAUUUUUUAUGAAGGGACUGUGUUCUAGAAGUAAGGAGUUAAGAAGAGGAUGUAUUGAUUUGCUAGAUGUGAUAGUGCCUCGUAAUGAGAGUUUAAGAGUCAGAUGGUUGUUGAAUGUGGACUGGAAGGAAUGCAGAAUGGUUGAAUAUGUAUUUCUGGUGAUGAUGAUGUACUCACAUGAUGAUGUUAGAAUUACGGUAAAGAAGAGUAGAGGUUAUGGGAUAGGAGAUAGAAGUGUAUGGAAGAAAGAAUGUGUGGAAGAAGAACCAAAUAUGUGCAUUGAAAGUAUAGAGAAUGUACUACAGAAUGCAAUUGAAGGAAUUGAUGUUUAUAGUGAUGGGAUGAGUGUUAAUGAGAUUGUAGAUCUCUUUUACAUCAUGCAGGACUCUGUAAGAGAGGUCUUGCCUGAAAUUCUGAAGAGAGCGAUAUACAGGAUUGAAAGAGCAGAUUAUGGAGAAGUGUUUGAGGAGUUUUCAGGGUUUGUUGAGCAAAUGGCAAGCAUGCCUGAAGUGAUUCAAAGUUUUAUGCAAGGAUUUGAGUGUAUACUGAGAUAUGCAAAGGAUGAGUGUAAGGAUGGAUUUGAUAGGAUGAUUGAGAAGUUUUCAGGUGGAGAUGGAUGGUAUGGGAUGUUGGAGUAUGCAGACGAGAAGCAAAGAAUGAAGAUAUAUGAAAGGCUUUUGGAUGAAGACGGGAUGUUUGGAAUAUGGCGCAGUAUGUGUAUUUUUCCUGAAACGAUGCAAGCAAGCUUUUUACAACAGAUCGGAAAGGUUAGAGAUGCACAGAUGAAGUAUGAGGAAGUACAGAAGAAGGCGAAUGAUCGCAAGAUAUCGUUUGAGAAGGAGGAGUAUGGUGAGUGGCAGAAGAGAUGGGUUGAAUGUGCAAAGGAAUUGCAGCAGUGGGAUGUUUGUUAUGAAUAUGGAGUGCAUAUCAAGAAUUAUGAGCUUGAAAAAGAGUGCUUAUGGCACAUGUGUGACUUUAGAAAUCAGGGAGCAUUAGGAAAGUUUAGUGAACUUGAAUGUGUAGGGCCUAGGUUUGAGCAGAGAUUUUAUGAAGCUUUUGGAGAGUUUUUUGUUAAUUCGUCUCUUGAGAAGAUCCGAGGAUGUAUUUCUGAUGGAAUUAAGGAGCUUCGAAGAUACCCAACAUGCUCUGGGAUUGGAUUUAAACUGCAGAUGUACUUGCAAAUUAUGAUUGAGAUGAUUGAAUUUGAGCCGAUGUUAAUCAGCAAAGCGGAUGGAGAAACACUGGCCUCUGUUCUAUUCAGAUGGAAGGACAAGGAACCAUGUGCUCUUGAUGGGAUUGGAAUAUGGGGGAUGUUUAAAACAUGGAGAGUGCAUGCAUACUCUAAGCUUGGGAUUGUUGAUAGAAUUCAGAUGGACAACAAUACUGGCACAAGAGGAUAUGGAGAUUUGCAAAUGAAUGGAAGAGUCCAUGUAGGAAUGGCACAUACAGGUGCGAAGAGUAGUGGAAAUGAAAAUGGAAUGAAAAUAAGAAGAGAGAUUGCGAUUAGAGCAGGGAAUGAGAUGGCAAAAGUGCUGAAUGCAUUUUCGAAAGCAGCGAUUGCGCAUGAAUACAAUGAUGUGGCGCUAUUUCAGUUGAAAGAGGUAUUUGAUUUGAGUAGCAUUAAGGUGUGUGAUGCGUUUGAGAAGGUUAUGCAUGAGCUUAUGUGUUUUCUUAGUAAAUGCGAAUACAAAACAGGAUUUGACCAAUGCAAUCUGACGAACAUCCAGUACUUCAAUGAUAUGCAGUGUUCGACACUGGUUGGGAUGAAGGGAAUGUUCUGUGAGAAGAUGGGUAAAUUUUCUGAGGCAGAGAAAUAUUACCUGCAAUCUGUACAGGUAUGUAAUGCGCUUGGUGAGAGCUGGCUUGCAUGGGGAAAGUUUUUGAUGAGCAGAGCAGAGAAAGAAGAGAGAGUGGAGUAUGAAGAGAGUUUUUUGGCGAUUCUGCAGGGUGUUAUAUACAGUGAUGGAAAGAAUGCGUGCAAGGGGAUAUUGAAGCUGCUGAGGAUAUUAAAGAAGGACGGAAGUGUAUGUGAAGAAGGCUUGCUUGAAAAGAUACUGUAUGAGGCAGAUAUGUCUAGGUUUGUGUAUUUUGUGCCUCAGUUUAUUGAGCUUCUGGACAAGAAGGAUGUAAGUGUUGCUGAGAUGGUGCUUGUUAAGAUAGCGCAAGAGUAUUCACAAGCAGUGGUACGACCUUUGAAGCUGUGUAGAGAGCGGUUGAGGAUGCGUAUGUAUCCUAGGAAGUCUGAGAAUGAGUUUAUGAUGCACAUGAACAAGCUGAAAAUGAAGCCUGCGAGUGGGAAUGAAAGAUACGAUGCUGCAGAGAAGAAGCAUUAUAAUGUUUUUCUAGAGAAUGUUAUGCGAGUGUACAAUCAGGUGAAGAAUAGAAGGUAUGGGAGAGAGCUUUGGAAGAUGCAGUGCUAUAUCUAUGAGUCGUUCAACUCGUGCAGGUUUAAGGAGGAAGAUUUGGUUUAUGAGGAUAUAGAGAAGAUUCUGAAGAAUGCAGUGCAGCAUGUGAUUGGCCGAAAGGCAUUAAGUGCGAUUGAUCAAGUGGGAGUUCUUAAUGAGAUGAUAUCGCAUGUAUCGCUUUGUGGAGUUGGUAAGGAACUGAAGGAUGAGGUGAUAUCAUGUGUGUUUAGGAUGAAGAGCCUGUGCCCUCUUGAGGAGAUAUCCGAUUUGGUUAAGUUUAGAAGCAAGCUGAAGAGGGCUGUUGAGGAAUCGUUUUGUAAGAAUGAUAGGUUUGGCGAAGCAGGGAUUAAUAUGAUGCUUCAUAGAUCUGUACAUGAGCAUCGGAUGUUUGAGCAGUACUGCGAGAUAAGGAGCAACUACAAGCGCAUGGUGAAUAUUGAGAUGUUUGAGCCAAGGUGGAGCUAUUUGCAUAGGAAAAGGAUUGGUAGAAACCGGAUUCAUGUUAGAGGAAGUGAUGGAAGGAUAUACAGAUAUGAGAUACGAAAGAUGAAGGGACGAAAUGGAGGAGAGCUGGUUGUGCCACAGAUGUCGUUGAUGGUUAAUGAGAUCAUGGGUGAACAUGUGAGGUUGAGGAGAAAAGAAGCGGAGUUGAAGCUGUUUGUGCCUGUGAUAAUGUGUGAAGACCUUGUUGUUGAGUGUUUCAAGGAGCCUGUGCAUGAAAUGAGUGAUGUUUAUGAAAGGAUGUUGAAUAAGUAUGGAAUGAGUGUGGAUGAGUGUGUACUGCUGUAUUUGAAUCAUUUUGCAUCGUUGUAUGAAAUAGAUGAAGAGGAGAUGGAUGUGAUUGGAAGGAAAUAUGAUCUUAAAAGCAGGAUGUUGAAGAGAGCGACCAGAGAUAUUACGAGCAAGGGUAAAGGCACGACAUGUGAAUGUCCAAAUGUCAAGAAAGAUAGAUGUAUACAGCAUGAAGAAGUAGAUGCAAGCAUAGAGAAUGAUGUAAAGGCAGUGAUAUGUGCGCAAAGAGAAAGAUAUGCGCUGAAUAUUGCACUUAAGAAAACUUCAUGCUUAGGAUGUGGAGAAGAAGGUAUAGAGAUUGAGCCGUGCACUUAUAGAUAUGAUGUGACGAAGCACCAGAAGCAAGAGGCAUAUGAGAAGAUGUACAAUACGUUUAGAGAUGACAGCAGCAUUGAAGAGUAUUUCAAGAAUGAGUGUAAGAGCUAUGGAAGGUAUUUUUGGAUGAAAGACAGGAUGCUUGUGAGCUAUUCUAUGAAUACGGCAUUUCUGUAUCUGCUCUCAAUUAUAGACAGGGAUGUAAAAAAGCUUGUGGUUACUAAAGAAUCUGGAUGUUUUAUGAAUAGGAUGGUGUGCAAUGAGAUACAUGAUGUGUUGAGUAAAAGGAGGAUGGAAGAUGGAGUAAUAAGCCCUGGAUAUCAGAAGUUUUUUAGGAAAGAAGGGAUAGAAGGAACGUUUUUGUCUGUUAUAUAUCAUUUUGCAGAAGUGCUGAAUGAAGGAGAUUGGUACGAGGAUGCAUUGAAGGUUUUUGGAAGUAGAAUGAUUGAGGAUUGCGCAGAAGAGAUGGUAGAAAAGAUUUGUAGAGAAGGAAUGGAGAAGGUGAGACAUGUUGUUGGCAAAAGCGAAGAUGGAACCUACAAUGUUAUACCGAUGGUUAGCAAAUGGAUGGAUAUUUUGAAUGUUGGACAAGUGGAUCCAAGAUGGAUUGCGUGGCUUUAA
This is a messenger RNA of Ordospora colligata OC4, 10380 nucleotides long. Its product is annotated as FAT domain-containing protein. Gene Ontology annotation, molecular function: transcription coregulator activity; protein binding. The record is from RefSeq and is a predicted model, not a curated record. Gene Ontology annotation, cellular component: nucleus; NuA4 histone acetyltransferase complex; SAGA complex. The coding region runs from base 1 to 10380 and encodes 3459 amino acids. The transcript has a single exon. Gene Ontology annotation, biological process: DNA repair; regulation of DNA-templated transcription. Lineage: Eukaryota; Fungi; Microsporidia; Ordosporidae.